GUGAAAGCGUUUCCUCAGAUUCAAGCAACCCACGCGCCCCCUUAUUACUUUCCCCAUAAUCCACCGCUUCCGUUCGUCAAUCCAUUUCCCACUUUAUACACAUAGAUAGAUAGAUAGAUAUCCAAACAGCUUUCAUCUUUCCCUCACGCCACCGUUUCAUUCCAAAACCCUAAUCCCCCAAAAUUCAAUCCAUAUUUCCUUUAUUCAAUCAACUGAUUCAUCACAUCAGAUCGAUUUCUAUUGAAAAACAAAUAUGUCUGCUGCGAUUGUGUGUGGGAAAAGAUCCUUCUUUGAUGACACCUCACCCACCUCCUCUUCUCCUGUUUCCAAGAAGCUUCGUUGUUCUCCGGUCCGGCGACCCGCCGUCGAUCACCUUCGUUCUCUCUUCCCUAAUUUGGAUAAACAGGUUCUGGAAAAAGCGUUAGACGAUAACGGAAAUGAUUUAGAUUUCGCUAUCAAGAGUCUUAAACAACUAUGCUUUACAAAUGUCGAUGGGAAUUCUGGUUCUGUCACGUUCUCCAAUGCAGCAACCAGUGAAGAAGACGCAACUUUGAAGAAUUCAUCAGCUCAUGCCAACUCUCCAAGAAGUGGUGCACAAUGGGUUGAUUUGUUUGUCGCAGAGAUCAUGAGUGCUACCAGUGUUGAUGAUGCCAGAUCACGUGCAAUGAGAAUGCUCGAGGAGUUGGAGAAAUCCAUAAGAGUGACUUCUGGCGCUGACGCUGUGCAAAGCCUUCAUAAGGAAUAUGUGGCGCUGAAGGAACAAACUGAGGUUUUUCAACGAGAGAAUACAAUACUAAAACGUGCCGUGGCUAUCCAGCAUGAACGCCAAAAAGAUUACGAUGAUAGCACACGAGAGGUGCAACACUUAAAGCAGUUAGUAUCAAUGUAUCAAGAACAGCUGAGGACUCUUGAGGUGAACAACUAUGCAUUGACAAUGCAUUUAAAGCAAGCUCAAGAAAGCAGCUCAAUGCCUGGACGAUUUCACCCAGAUGUCUUCUAAUAUAAUAGAGUAAUAGACAAUGGUAGGUAGCCAGAUGAGCUAGGCGACAAGUAGCAGCAUACGAAUUACACGAAGUACAGUAUCUACUGGAUACAAUAUUUGAUUGUUGUAAUGCUACAUUGGCUCAAUGUAUAGCCAUGUAGAUUGAAAGUUUUUUUUUUUCAUUUAUUUGUUUUUAAAAUAUUGAUUGAUAAUGUAGAGGACAAGACCUCGGUUUAAUAUCUAAUUUGAGUCUACGUCCGGGUUUGUAUUUGUUGAA
Molecule: messenger RNA, 1259 nt
Organism: Erigeron canadensis
Lineage: Eukaryota; Viridiplantae; Streptophyta; Magnoliopsida; Asterales; Asteraceae
Exons: 5
Coding region: 254-1000 (248 amino acids)
Molecular function (GO): ubiquitin binding
Source: RefSeq, a predicted model, not a curated record